Molecule: messenger RNA, 2566 nt
Organism: Cervus elaphus (red deer)
Lineage: Eukaryota; Metazoa; Chordata; Mammalia; Artiodactyla; Cervidae
Gene: UNC93A
Product: unc-93 homolog A
Exons: 10
Coding region: 848-2074 (408 amino acids)
Source: RefSeq, a predicted model, not a curated record
CCACUUGAGGUUUGCCCUGGCUCGGGGUUCAGGUUCACGUUUCCACCAACACAUCACUGCUGCUGCUGAAAGGUCGAGGCAGUUUUCCUUUCGGUUCCUGGAAAUUCCCCUGCCCUGCCCAUCCCCACCACAUGCCUGCAGUAACAGUUUGGAACGUGGAGGACGUUUCUUCUGAGAAGUAUUUUGGGAGAGUGAGGUCACCAAGAUGGUGACACGGGCCCUUCCUGACUUCACUCCCCUCACAAGAAGGGCAACUGACCGCCUUGGAGAGUGGGACAGCAGUGAGCAAACCCUGGAAGUCUGGGCGGAGGCCACAGCGCCCUGACCCCAGGGACUGGGAGACUGCAUGCCAGGCAAUUAUACCAUGUAAUACGAACAUCGUCACUUUCCCACAUGGACCAUAUCUAAUGGAAAUGAACAGAAAAAAGUUCGGUCCACGAAAGCUGAUGAGUCCUAAGUGUCGCCUGGUGAGAAAGGGAUGACUACGGGUUGCAGAAAAGGUGAGUGAAUAACAGGGUCAGGGUGCCUCAUGGCGUCGGUGGUUAUCAAGCUCAUUAACCCUCAGCAGCCCCGGUGACUAACGCACGUCUCACUCGGACUCCAGGACAGAAUGUGACUUCUGGGUGCCGCUGCUCUCCCCGAGCCCGGCUGGUGUCUUUCAGGGAACCGCGGAGCCUCUCGGGCGUGAAGCUUCCGGCCGGCGCCAUGGAAAGGAACCUGAAGAACGUCCUCCUGCUCUCCUUGGGGUUUCUGCUGCUCUUCACUGCCUACGGAGGGCUGCAGAGCCUGCAGCUUGUACAGCGAGGAGGGCCUGGGCGUGGCUGCGCUCAGCACGCUCUACGGCGGCAUGCUGCUGUCCUCCAUGUUCCUGCCGCCCGUCCUCAUCGGGAAGCUCGGCUGCAAGUGGACCCUCGUGCUCGCCAUGUGCUGCUACGUGGCCUUCUCUCUCGGCAACUUCUACGCCAGCUGGUACACUUUGAUCCCCACCUCCAUCCUGGUGGGACUCGGGGCCGCCGCGCUGUGGUCUGCACAGGGCACCUACCUCACCAUCGUGGGGAACAUGCAGGCGCGGAAGACAGGACAAGUCGGCAAAGACGUGGUCAACCAGUACUUCGGCAUCUUCUUUCUCAUAUUCCAGUCGUCUGGCGUGUGGGGCAACCUGAUCUCGUCUCUCGUGUUCGGCCAGACGCCCACUCAAGGGACCGUCCCGGAGGAGCAGCUGCAGACCUGUGGGGCCAGCGACUGCCUGAUGGCCGCGGCGUCCACCAACAGCACGAGGCGGCCCUCCCAGGACCUCAUCUACACGCUCAUGGGCAUCUACACAGGGUGCGGCUUCCUGGCAGUCCUGCUCACAGCCGUGUUUCUGGAACCCGUAAAAGAUGCUGGGCCGGAAGGUGACAGCGAGAAGCGGGCGACCCCUUUCUGGUCCACUUUGCUGUCGACAUUUAAGCUGCUCCGAGACAAGCGCCUGCGUCUCCUGAUCCUGCUGCCGAUGCUCAGCGGGUUCGAGCAAGCCUUCCUGUCGGGCGACUACACGCGGUCCUACGCCACCUGUGCCCUGGGGAUCCAGUUCGUGGGCUACGUGAUGAUCUGCUUCGGGGCCGUCGACGCCCUGUGCUCCGUGCUCUUCGGGAGGCUGGCCCGGCACACCGGCAGGAUCGCGCUCUUCGUGCUGGGGGCCGUGACCCAGCUGGCCUGCAUUGUCGCCCUCCUGCUGUGGAAGCCGCACCCCAGCCAGCUGCCCGUGUUCUUCGUGUUCCCCGGCCUCUGGGGCAUGGCCGACGCGGUCUGGCAGACACAGAACAACGCUCUCUUCGGGGUUCUGUUUGAGAAGAACAAGGAGGCCGCCUUCGCCAACUACCGCCUCUGGGAAGCCCUGGGCUUCGUCAUCGCCUUCGGAUACAGCACGUUCCUGUGCGUCAGCGUCAAACUGUACGUCCUCCUGGGCGUCCUGGGCGCCGCCAUGGCCGCCUACGGGGCCGUCGAGUACCUGGAGUCCAGGAAGGCGGUCGGGCCGCUGGCCGCAGCGCGGACAAAACCCGCCGAGGAGGGGGUGGCACAGACGAAGCUGUGAACCGACAAGCCCCGCGGUGGGCGGACCUGGGGCGGCCCCAGAGCAGGCGAGCGUUACCCGGAGACUCCGCGGGGUCUGCGGUUGAUUCUUUACGACCGCUUCAACGCGGUUUUACUUUUAGGUGAUGUUUUUUCUAUCUUAUCAGAUUCUUCAGUCCACCAUCUCAUCAGCGGAGAUGCAGAGUGUAGGUGGAGGAAUCAGUUCGUUUCAGAUACAGAAGAGAUAAACUCAGGAUACCACCAGCCACCAGGGACUUGCCUAGAGUCACGGGUCAAUAGCCUAGGCUUGUUUGGGGGUUGUUGUUAAGAACUCGAAAGUCGCUGAAAAGACGCAGCCCAAUGCCAGCACUUUGCAAAUGGGCAAACUGACGCCCUGGCAAGUCAGUGACUGCCUCCCAGAGUCAGUGAGGGACAAAGCCAGACGAGGCUCUCUGUGUCUUGAAGCUUAUAGGGUAUGAGUUUCUAAAUAAAUGCAGUUAUUUUAUGGACCUAA